AAACAAAAAUAUAUAUCACACACAUAUAUAUAUAAAUGGCUCCUGAAAAUAACUGGCUCUCAUUUUCACUUUCACCAAUGGAAAUGUUAACUUCUUCUAAUACUUCUCAACCUCAGCAGUAUUUCUUCAAUGACAAUAACUUCUAUCAAAAUGUUUGGUCCAACGGCGAAAAACAGUCAACGAUGUACACCGGCGACAACACUACCGGCCACGAGGACGUCAAAGACGGCGGCGAUUCGUCGUCGUUAUUUCGUGGCUACAUGGAAUUAUCAAAUAUCAACCAACCACUAGCUCCAAAGCUAGAAGACUUCCUCGGCGGCGAUACCACAACCACCACCACCACCGUUACACCCAUAACCGCCACACACUUCCGGUACGCCGACGUGUCACCGGAGACGCAAGACUCGUCGACAUUAACACACAUGUACGAGGGUGGAAAUAGCUCUGUUUACUUUUCUGAUCACCAACAAGAUCUUAAUAAUAAUAAUAAUAACGCCGGAACGGCGGGUUUUCCGGCGAACUCGGGGUCGGAAGUUGAUGAUUCUGGGACCCAUUUGGCUGAUCAGUUUAAUGGGGGGUCUUGUAUUGAGUCUGGAAAUGAGUUGGCUUUUGUACAGUGUCCUAUGAAUGCUUUAUCUUUGGGUAUCACAACAACCGCCGGCAACAACGGCGGCGGCGGUGGUGGUGGCGGUGAUCAGAAAGCAAUAGUGGCGGUGGCUAGUGGUGGUGGUCAGACUAGUUGUAAGAAAGUUGGAAGUGAGACUUUUGGUCAAAGGACAUCAAUCUAUAGAGGUGUAACUAGACAUAGGUGGACUGGGAGAUAUGAAGCGCAUCUUUGGGAUAAUAGCUGUAGAAGAGAAGGUCAAGCAAGGAAAGGACGUCAAGUGUACUUGGGUGGUUAUGACAAGGAGGACAAGGCGGCAAGAGCGUAUGAUUUGGCUGCCUUGAAGUACUGGGGUCCCACCGCCACUACAAACUUUCCGGUGGGAAGUUAUGCUCAAGAGUUGGAGGACAUGAAAAAUGCAACCAAGCAAGAAUUCAUUGCAUCACUUAGAAGAAAAAGCAGUGGUUUUUCUCGGGGAGCAUCAAUCUACCGAGGAGUAACAAGACAUCACCAACAAGGUCGUUGGCAAGCAAGGAUUGGGCGUGUUGCUGGGAACAAAGACCUUUACUUAGGGACUUUCGCUACCGAGGAGGAAGCUGCUGAGGCAUAUGACAUAGCAGCAAUCAAAUUUAGAGGCAUGAAUGCCGUGACAAACUUUGAAAUGAAUCGGUAUGACGUGGAAGCAAUUUCCACUAGCUCACUUCCUGUUGGUGGCUCAGCAAAACGUUUAAAAAUCUCUUCAGAAGCGGACCAGAAACCUUUGAUCACUAACCACCAGAUGCCGACACAAUACAAUCACAAUGGCAAUACCGGAAGCAAUAUCAGCUUUGGAACUGCACAACCGGUUUACGCUUUGCCAUAUGAUCCAAACUCGAUGUCAAUGUAUCAUCAUCAAAGUUUGUUUCACCAUCUUCAGGCUGGAAAUGGUAACGCACCCGAGACCUCUGUUCCGUUGGCUUUACCAGCGCCUCCAGCUGAAUUCUUCAUUUGGCCUAACCAGUCGUAUUAACGAGGAUCAAAAGCUUGCAGUCUAGAUAGCUUAGCACAAUAUAAAAGCAGUGGGGAUGUUAUGUUUCAGGCUAGUUUCUUUUUCAAUCUUUUGGAGCUGACCUUAAUCUGCUGACUUAUGUAACGUAGCGUUAGUAGUUUUAGUAUUAGUAAGGUAAGGGUAGAAGAUUUCGGGGUAAUUUAUUUUGCUUUUGGGGAUAAGUUAUACAGGUCUUAAGGAAAAACUGGGGUCAUUAAUGGUUUGGUUAAACCAAUCUUUUUGGGUGUAGAAACUUGUGUCUUAUCGGUUCGGCUCUUCUUAGAGUUUAUUUGACCUUAAUUAUGAAGUUUAACUUGAUACCUACAAUCUUUUUUCUGAA
Molecule: messenger RNA, 1971 nt
Organism: Erigeron canadensis
Lineage: Eukaryota; Viridiplantae; Streptophyta; Magnoliopsida; Asterales; Asteraceae
Product: AP2-like ethylene-responsive transcription factor AIL7
Exons: 8
Coding region: 36-1613 (525 amino acids)
Biological process (GO): regulation of DNA-templated transcription
Molecular function (GO): DNA binding; DNA-binding transcription factor activity
Source: RefSeq, a predicted model, not a curated record